AUGACUGAACGAAACGCAAAUGUGGCAUAUUCUCUGGUGUCCGAUCAAGAUGAAAGAACUCAAUACACAGUAGUUAUCCUCUUCAUAAUCCAUAAAAACGCCAAUAACCAAACUCUAGGAAGACAAACGCGCCACCCACAGAGGAUCGAGAAGUUGCUCAAGGCAACUUCGAUUCUACAUGGUCCUCAAUAGUCUAAUGUUCAUCACAUCUCUAAUCUUUCUCUUAAUUUCCGUUCACAAGAAUGCGCAACACGGAGAAAACUGGCCGUUUCGGCAACUAUCAUUCAAUUAUAAGAUCAUCAAAUCAUUGAGGAUAUAGACUUACACCUCUCACAGCCCCGAUACUACAGCGUUUUGAAGUAGAUACCAUCUUAAAAACCGUACAAGGGACCUUAUUCAACGAGCACAACGACCUACUCCGCCGCCCCCCCUCACCCUCAGUCGACGCCGUAUGGGACCGCCUCGCCAGCCUGGGUACAUUCUUCAUCAGCAGCUCCGACGUCGUACGACUCGGCAAGAACCCAGAAAUAUCAACCAAAGCACCCUUGGAAUGGGGUAAGAAAUCUCUCUAGCCUGUGAUCUGGAAAAACCGCUGACUUUGAAAGGGUUCGGGCCAGAUGCAUAUCUAGCACAUUUAGAUGGCCAACACGCACUACAUUGUUUAGAUGCCGUGAGACGCUAUGCGUAUGGAGAGUACUACUACCCCGACGCCAAAGACUGGAAUACUAGUAGUAUCGAUGAGGCGCAUCGUUCGCACUGCUUGCAUAUCCUUUUGCAGAGUCUGACGUGUAAUUAUAAUUUCGAUCUUAUCACUUAUAACGUAUGUCGCGCUCUCUCACAAUUAAAUUCCGCCAGACAAUUGAAGCGUAUCUUGGCUAACAACGUGAAGUGGAUGGUCACUCAAAAGCAUCCCUUUCCCGAUUUUGGGGUUAACAAGAAGUGCGUUAAUCAUGAUCAGAUCCUUGACUGGCAGGCAAAGAACAAGAUCUCGGAUGAGAUGUGGGAGGAUUUCGCGAAGCGUGGGCUGCCAGAGGGUCAGGAAAUUGUUCCUAUUUCACCGCUGAUGGGUGAGUGGUCUGCGGGUGAUAUUUAUAAGGACCAUGAGCAUUGAGGAUAAUUUGAGAUUUCAUAGAGAAGCUAGCAUUACAGACAACAACCCUUUUUUUGGAAAUGAAAAGCGAACACUGCAACAGUCUCAUAUCUAACUUACAUGACAAAAGAGCCCCCUUACACGCACAACAUCCUCAAACACCUCUCCCAGUACCAAAGCAGAAAUCCCCCCUUUUGAAGGAAAAAGUUUGAAAAACGCAAGAGAAACCAAAAAACCGAAAAAAAACCCAACUAAACACCCCCAGGUCUCAACCCCUCAAUCCACUCACAAAUACACUUCCCCUCCUUCACAUCCCACACAGGCCUCUGCUCACUGAUACAAAACACCUCCGCACAACUCCCCACCCCACUCGUCGGCUUCGGCACCGCACUCGUAGAAAACGCAGCCGUCGCUACCACAGAAGUAACAGUACUACUCUCCCCCACACACACACAAGCAUUCUCCUCCGAGCUCCAGACCUCCGGUUGCUUGGUCGCAGGACACCUUAUCCAAUCCAUCACCGUAAUAUUAAAGCACGCAGGAAUCGAAUCCGGAUCCGGGAGCGUGGCAGAGAGCGUAGGUAUCGGUGCCGCAGAAGUAACUGCGAUGUCUCGUCGUCGGAAGAAGUUUGCAUCGGGUUCGAGACCGGGUAUGUAUUCGCAGGAGCAGGACUUGGUGGAUAUGUCGUAG
Hymenoscyphus albidus is the source of this 1780-nucleotide messenger RNA. The record is from the annotation of a GenBank genome assembly. Lineage: Eukaryota; Fungi; Ascomycota; Leotiomycetes; Helotiales; Helotiaceae.